GGUGGGAGUGCUUAAUGACAAACACAGGGGGCGGAGCUUAGUUCAGGUGUUCCUGAAUCAGGAAAUGAAGACAAACUGAAAGUUUUCGUCCAUCUUAGAGAGACGGAGGCUACUUCUUUCUUCUUCUUUUUCACGGUGAAGGCUGGAAGAAGGUGUGUGUGAUCUGAUCCUGUGGAUCCAGUCAAUCCAUCAGCAUGGAUCAGUGGGAGGAGACACAGGAGGGAGCCCCUCCCUCUAAAAGACGGAGAGAUGGUAACCAUGACAACCAGAGCAAAGCUCAGAGAUUUUACAGGAACCAACCUGGACAUGGACCUAAUCCUGGACCAGGAUUUGGAUCUGAACCUCCUGAAUUUAAAGAGAGCUGCUCAGGAGAACAAGGUCAACAGGUCACACAGAGAGUCCAGUCUGCAGCAUCCAGCUGUGGAUCCAUGAAGAGUGACCGGUCCAAAAAUGAACCUCCAAACUUCAGAACUGAACCAGGACCUUCAGACUCUCAUGUCCUUGGAGAGAAGAAGAGGAGCGGACCCCAGUCUGCAGAAAGACCCAGAGCUGCAGAUGUUGGUCUGCAGGAGAUUUUUGGAGAACAUCAGAUCAGUCUGAGGAGCAGAAGUGAACAUGUGUCUGAAGGAACUGAAGAAGCAGGAAGAGAAACGCUCCUCAACAAGGUCUACACUGAGCUCUACAUCACAGAGGACCUGAGACGAGAGACUAACACCCAACAUGAGGUGAUGCAGCUGGAGACAACCACCAAGACCAACAAAAUCCAUGACACUGCAAUCAAGAACCCAGACAUCUUCAAAGUCUUCCCUGACCAACACAGAUCCAUCAGAGUGGUUCUGACCAGCGGAGUUGCUGGAGCUGGAAAAAGCUUCUCAGUGCAGAAGUUCACUCUGGACUGGGCCGAGGGCUUGGAGAACCAAGACAUCAGUGCUGUGGUUCCUCUUUCCUUCAGGGAGAUGAACUUGAUCAGAGAUGAGCAGCACAGUCUUCUCACUCUGAUCCAGCUUUUCCAUCCAACACUCCAGAAGAUCCCAGCAGAACAGCUGUCUGUCUGCAAACUUCUGUUCAUCUUUGAUGGUCUGGAUGAAAGCAGACUUUCUCUGGACUUCAACAACAGUCAGGUGGUGUCUGAUGUCACCCAGAAGUCCUCAGUCAACGUGCUGUUCACUAACCUCAUCCAGGGACGCCUGCUUCCCUCAGCUCUGGUCUGGAUCACUUCCAGACCUGCAGCAGCCAAUCAGAUCCCUCCUUCAUGUGUGGACAGACUGACAGAAGUACGAGGCUUCAAUGAUGCUCAGAAGGAGGAGUACUUCAGGAGGAGAUUCCCAGAUGAAGAGCUGUCCAGCAGAAUCAUCUCCCACAUCAAGGGCUCCAUGUCCCUCUACAUCAUGUGUGAAGUUCCAGUCUUCUGCUGGAUCACUGCUGUGGUUCUGGAGAACAUGCUGACCACAGAGCAGAGAGGAGAGCUGCCCACCACCCUGACUGACAUGUACUCACACUUCCUGAUGGUCCAGACAAAGAGGAAGAAGAACAAGUACCAGCAGGAACAUCAGACAAGUCCACAAGAGCUGACAGAGACUGACAGGGAAGUUCUUCUGAAGCUGGGGAGGCUGGCAUUUGAACAUCUGGAGAAAGGAAACAUCAUGUUCUACCAAGAAGACCUGCAGCAGUGUGGUCUGGAUGUCACAGAGGCCUCAGUGUACUCUGGAGUUUGUACUGAGAUCUUCAGAAGAGAGUGUGAGAUCUUCCAGAAACCGGUCUACAGCUUUGUUCAUCUGAGCGUUCAGGAGUUUCUGGCUGCAGUCUACGUGUUCCACUGUUACUCCAACAGGAAGGUAGAGGUCAUUGAGGACUUCCUGAAGAACAACAUGAAGAACCCAUCCCUGGAUGAGUUUCUGAGUAGAGUCAUGGAGAAAUCCCUGCAGAGUCAAACUGGACACCUGGACCUGCUUGUUCGCUUCCUUCAUGGUCUCUCUGUGGAGUCCAACCAGAGACUCUUAGGAGGUCUGCUGGUUCAGACAGAGAAGAAUCCAGGAACCAUCCAGAGAGCCAUCAACAACCUGAAGGAGAUCAAGAGUGAAGGAGUCUCUCCUGACAGAAGCAUCAACAUCUAUCACUGUCUGAUGGAGAUGAAGGAUCUCUCAGUUCAUCAGGAGAUCCAAGAGUUCCUGAAGUCAGAGAACAAAUCAGAGAAGAAACUCUCAGAGAUCCACUGCUCAGCUCUGGCCUACACUCUGCAGAUGUCAGAGGAGGUUCUGGAUCAGCUGGACCUGAACCAGUACAACACAUCAGAUGAGGGUAAACGGAGACUGAUCCCAGCUGUGAGGAACUGCAGAAAGUUCAGAAUUCCAGAACGAUGUGGACUCUCAGAGACUCACUAUGAAAUUGUGGCCUCAGCUCUGAAGUCCAACCCGUCCCACCUGACAGAACUGAACCUGAGCGAUAAUCACAUCCAGGAUUCAUCCGUGAAGGUUCUGUGUUCUGGACUGGAGAGUCCAAACUGCAGACUGCAGACUCUGAG
Molecule: messenger RNA, 2521 nt
Organism: Oryzias melastigma (Indian medaka)
Lineage: Eukaryota; Metazoa; Chordata; Actinopteri; Beloniformes; Adrianichthyidae
Product: protein NLRC3
Molecular function (GO): protein binding
Source: RefSeq, a predicted model, not a curated record